AUAUGGCAGCCCAGCACCACGCCAUGGCAUCAUGGGUCAAGCCAGUUGCAGCGAGGUCUUCAAAGGUUCUCCCCAGCGCCGCGCCCAGGGCCAGGGUACCCCACGGCCGGCGCCCAGGGCAGCACCACCACUGGUGGAACUCAGACCAUCUGAGGGAACACAGGUGGAUGUGCAAGUGCUGAGGAAUCAGCUGCAAGCCAAAGAGAUCAGCAAAUGCGUCGGGGUUUGUAACCCUCCUCCUAGGAGAGCCUUGCAACUCUUGCGAAACGAUGCCGUUGAUCACAAGUAUCUUCUGCAGCUGCUGGACGCCCGCGGCCUCGAGGGCUCUCCAUUGCCCAACGUCCCCACCGUGGUGGAGGCCCUAGGCGACGCACGCAUCAACGAUGGCGAUGCAGCUGCAGGCGAUCCAGGUACCCUCGAGGUGCCGCCCAGUGCUGCGCCCAGUGCUGAGCAGCUCGAGGAGGGCGAAGUGAAGGAAAGCUCCGCAGCUGAAGCUGCUCCAGGCGCCUCCUAAAAGGUCUAAAAGGGAGACCCGCUGAUAGUGAGCUGUAAUGAAAACUCAUGCUUCCACUGCGCGCAAAAAUUGCAGCAUUUGGAGAUCUUUGGAGUUGAAGAAUUGUUUGGAAUACAUGGCGUUCUGGGUGACGCUGGUAGCCUUGGCAUGGACCUUCUCACCCAGAUCGCUCCAAGCUUGGUAGAUGCCAAUGUGGUGAUGCAACAGAUGGAACAAAUUGGAGAGUAGCUGCCAAAUGGGUGGUCAAAUUCAAGAGAUUGCCUGACCCAGUCCUCAGG
This is a messenger RNA of Cladocopium goreaui, 792 nucleotides long. NCBI's taxonomy places the organism in Eukaryota, Dinophyceae, Suessiales, Symbiodiniaceae. The record is from the annotation of a GenBank genome assembly.